This is a messenger RNA of Diachasmimorpha longicaudata, 2590 nucleotides long. RefSeq names its product F-box/LRR-repeat protein 7-like. Gene Ontology annotation, molecular function: protein binding; RNA binding. Lineage: Eukaryota; Metazoa; Arthropoda; Insecta; Hymenoptera; Braconidae. The transcript has 3 exons. The record is from RefSeq and is a predicted model, not a curated record. The coding region runs from base 205 to 1974 and encodes 589 amino acids. Gene Ontology annotation, biological process: SCF-dependent proteasomal ubiquitin-dependent protein catabolic process. Gene Ontology annotation, cellular component: SCF ubiquitin ligase complex.
GAACAAGUACAAACGGAGCUCCCCCGGCGUCACUCAAACCCCCAGGACUGAGCCUCUACUUUAGUGUAUCCUCUUUGAUUUUAUUUAUACGUGGAUAGGUUGAGUGUAGCGGGCUGCCUGAGGACAAAGGCGCUUCCAACAACUCCAUAACCUCCAAUGUCUGACUAAUUAUUAAUCCCCUGAGUAUUUUUCUCAUUUUCUGUGAUGGAAGGCAUCAUGCACUGUCAUUUUUUGGAGGCACUGAGAGAAUUGACACAAGUUUCAGGGGAUCUGGGGUUGGUGAAUGCUCACGAGGCCAUUGUUUCUCCUUUUACAGAGGAGGGUGUUCCUAUUAGAAAAUUGUUCAUUGGAAACUUGGCUGAGCGAACAACGAACAAAGACCUCCAGAAGUUGUUCUCCAGAUAUGGAAAAGUCGACAGUUGUUACGUAAAGAGAACCAAAGGAAAGAGUAAUUUUGCCUUCGUGAUAUUCAAUGGUGUCAACGAUGCAAUUAAAGCUCGAGAAGCUGCCCAGAGAAUGGAACUACAGUUGCACUGUAGAAUUCUUCGAGUAUCGUCAGCGGACACGUGGCACCAGCCAGACAGCAUCGAGAAUCAGAAGAGAUUCUCCUCGCUCAAGGACAAGCAGAAUAAAAAUGAGGAGCAACUGUCUGUGCAGGAGAUAUCGCAGGACGAUUCUCCCAUUCAGGUGCUCAACGAUGAUUGUUUGAUAGAAAUAUUCCUGUACCUUCCAAUUGCCGAUCGAAUAAGAAUGGAAAGGGUCUGCAAACGCUGGCAGGCCCUCUCCUUGGACUCCUGGCGGUCUGUCAAGAGAUUGGAUCUCAUCAGAACCCACUGGGGCCUCUCUCCCAGAAUUCGUCUUGAAAAUAUCGACACAACUACUUUGAGAAAAGUCCUCAUAAAAUGCGGACAGUUCCUGACACACUUGGAUCUGUCAACGUAUCCCCACCUCCUGCGCUCGAGUACAUUGACAAUUGUGGGAAAAUUCUGUCCCAAUUUGCAAGUUAUCAAUGUUAAAGCUCUCGAACUGUCGCCGUCUGGAAUUGCCUCGUUGAUGACCAACUGCCAAAACAUCACCAACUUUGUGAUGAAGUCUCUGACAGGACCAUGUGAGAAAGACCUGUCACAAUUGUUCAUGGUUAAUAAAAAAUUAGUCACCGUUGAAAUUCAGGAUGAACACAUCAUUGGAAAGUGUCUUGGACAGUUGCCAACUGACACUGUGGAGGUGAUCCAUUUGCUUCUGUGCAGCUCUGUGCUGUCUACUUACUUUGAUGCUGCUCUCCCGAAAUUCUCAUCCUUAAAAAAAUUAACUCUGCACUCCUGUGUCUGUCUGACUGACAGUUCUUUAAAAACAAUCGGCAUGAUCGAGACCCUAACGCAUCUAGUAUUGACUGGAAAUUAUCCAACAUUGUCUGCCACUGCCAUGAAUCACUUGACAGAUCUCUGUAAUCUGGAACACCUGAAUGUCUCUCAGAAUGCCGUUGUAACCGAUGGAUUUCUCAUCAGUAUGUCUGGUAGCUGUAAAAAAUUAAAGCAUGUGGACAUAAGUGGAUGUAGCGUUAUCACCAACAAGGCCAUUGCGAGCCUGUCAUCACUGCCAAAACUAGAGAGUCUCGCGAUAAGUUGGUUGACACAAGUAACUGACGAUCCUUUGGGCAAUUUACAGAAUCUAAAAGUGCUGACGUGCUGGGGCUGUCCACUUAUCAGGGACGAAGGAGUAAUAAAGCUCAUUAAAAUGGCCCCAAAUCUCGUGUCGAUGGAUCUCUCAAGAUGUUCAAUUACUAAUAGCACCAUCGAAGCUGCCAUAUCAACUACUAAACAACGAAAAACCAAUACUAUACUCAUGAUAAUGGUUGGUAAAACAAAUGUUGAGCUCUCACAAAUUAGAGAAGUAUCUCCAUUGCUCCAGAUUGUUAAUAUUGACUUGGCCAUCCCUUGGAUGGUGACUCCCAUUGACAUGUCAGAAAUGUUAUGAUUGUCCUUGGGAAUUGGUUCGUGAAUGGAGAGAUACUUGUGGAAAUCGUGGGAAAUCUGUCGGAAUAUUUUUUAUUGUUUGAGUGUCAGAUAUUAAAUAGACUGUUGAUAAAGAAUGAAUGAAAAAAUUACUAGAAAAUUCUGGUCUUCUAUUCAAGUAGAAUUUUCUGGAUUUUUCUAUCAAUUGUUUUCAUGCCUACAAUCAAAGUUCGAUAGAUAUUCAACUCGUCUCCAUGAUUUUUGUAAUUAAACUGUGAUAUCCCUCCCUCGCUCAUGGAAUCCAAUAGCAGUGUGAGAAAACGUAGAGCUCACUUCGACAGAUUGAUAAAACAAACAUUUGAUAAAUUUCCACUUUUAUAUCUAGCAUGUACUUGAAGCAUCAGGGGUUCUUCAUGUUCAAUAUAUGUAUUGUCUUUCGUUAUUAAUUUAUUUCUUUGAGUAUUAUAGAAUUCGCAAUUAUCGAUUAUCUAAUUUUAUAAUUUUUGGCUUUUUAUGAAAAAAUGUUGGGAAUUCCUAACUUAAUAUUUAUAUUUGUGUGAAUGUCGCGUGGUUCUGAGUAUAUAAAUAAACGUGUUUGUUGUAUUUUCGGGAUAUGAAUAAACAAUGCAAUUAUUUCA